UUAUGUUUUAUGUUUUGUUAUUUUGCCAGACUUCAAAUUUUCUGAAUUUUUUUAAUUACGCAAUUCAAAACACAAAAAUGGGCAAUGUUAAUGAAAAAGUCGAAGCUGCUUCCACCGGCACUGUAGAAGAAAAUGCCGAAGCUAAAAAAUUAAAGCCGUGUUGUGCGUGUCCAGAGACAAAAAAGGCAAGAGACGCAUGUAUUAUCGAAAAUGGCCAAGAAAACUGCCAAAACCUUAUUGAAGCUCAUAAGGAGUGCAUGCGAAAACUAGGAUUCAAAAUUUAAGUUAUAUAUACCCAUGCUAGUGAUAAACCAUUUACUUUGUACAUAUAGUUGAUUAAUAAACAAAAUUUAAAUUUAAA
This is a messenger RNA of Diabrotica virgifera virgifera (western corn rootworm), 361 nucleotides long. RefSeq names its product cytochrome c oxidase copper chaperone (gene Cox17). Gene Ontology annotation, biological process: mitochondrial respiratory chain complex IV assembly. The transcript is spliced from 2 exons. NCBI's taxonomy places the organism in Eukaryota, Metazoa, Arthropoda, Insecta, Coleoptera, Chrysomelidae. Gene Ontology annotation, molecular function: copper ion binding; copper chaperone activity. The record is from RefSeq and is a predicted model, not a curated record. The coding region runs from base 3 to 284 and encodes 93 amino acids. Gene Ontology annotation, cellular component: mitochondrial intermembrane space.